Messenger RNA from Athene cunicularia (burrowing owl), 6461 nucleotides. RefSeq names its product gap junction protein gamma 2 (gene GJC2). Bases 2752 to 3999 code for a protein of 415 amino acids. NCBI's taxonomy places the organism in Eukaryota, Metazoa, Chordata, Aves, Strigiformes, Strigidae. Gene Ontology annotation, biological process: cell communication. The record is from RefSeq and is a predicted model, not a curated record. Gene Ontology annotation, cellular component: connexin complex. The transcript is spliced from 5 exons.
UGUGCAGACAGAGGGCAGAGCUGUUCAGCGAGGCCGUAGAGGAGCUGUCUGGUCAGCUGCAGCCCCAGCGUGUGCCUUGGGAUCCCACUGCACUAUUUGUGGAGGUACAUGCUGUGCCAGAUAAUGCCACUCGAUAAAGGGGAGCGAUUUGUAUUGAUGUGACCCCCGUUUCCACCUGCGGACCAAGGCGCUCCCAUCUUUACUGGCAUCUGAUGUCACCAGUGUCGGCAUCCUCUUGCUCCCUCUGGUUCCUGCUUCCUUUUGCAGCUCCUCCAGGUGCACCUGUGGGUCUGUGCCUGCUGGCCGCAGCCUCUGCGGUGUUGGGCUAUGUCGUGGUGGCAGAGCAGGCACAGCUCUGCUGCUCCAACCGAAGGCCUUGUCAACACAUGGGUUUGUUUAAUAAGCCGAGAGGAGAAGGGAGUGGUUGCACGAUGUGAUCUAUCCACUGCCCUUUUUUACUGAGGGAAAACUACUGUGAGCUUCUCUUCCUCUGCCAUUCUGGCAGCAAUAUUGUAAUUUACGUGUACUUGUUCACCAAGGUAGAUUUUUUAGAUGCUUUUGUACCGACAAGAUGUGGGGGAAAAGAUUUAUUUCUCAAGCUGUGCAGCUUUUUUGGUUGACAUGCUUGAGGGCAGCAAUAAAUCCCUUUUCCUAGGGUCUUUUCCCUUGAUGUAGCCACUGUCCCUUGUACUAGUCUCUGGCCUGAGAUGUAGAGAGCUCUGCCUGAUGGAAGGAUGCUUCACCCUUCACUUCAGUGUUAACCAUGAUGCUUUCAUGUAACUUCUGAGCCCUUUGGUCCCUCCAGCAGGUCGCAUCCUGAGCCUCCUUGGAGAGGUUGGUUCCUCACUGAGCCCCUGUACUCAAAGCACCCCAGUCUUCACCAGAGGUAAGUGUGGGAGAGAGAGGAGCGGUGUUGCAACUGGUGCCUCCAGGUGGUUAAACUGGUGUUGGGCUUCAGGGGAGGAACAGCUGUGGCACAGCUGCUGGCGGGGUCACCUGUGCCAGAGCCUGGAGGACACGGGGUUUGUGUUUGAUCCUUGAGAAAUGGCAAGUCCGGCAGAGCCGCCGUCCCACCGGUGCUGGCUUCCAGCUGCCUCCCCCUAAAAUGAACCCAGCCAAGACUGAACGGCUGCACCGUGCAAUGCCGGGCUGUGAUAUUUUCUUGGCAAAGCCUCGUUUUUAUCAGAGCAUGGUUGUACCUUAAACUCGACCAUGGGGUUUCAUCCUCUUCAUAUCACAGAUCAUUGGAUGGUUUGGGUUGGAAGGGAUCUUAAAGACCAUCCAGUCCAAUAUCCCUGCCAUGGGCAGGGACACCUUCUAGUAGACCAGGUUGCUCAUCUCCCAUCUCUGAUUUACCCAGCCGCCCUGCUCCAGCACACUUACAGGACCUCUUGGUCCAGGCCACCUCCCAAUUAACUUAAGUGCCAUCCUCCACAUUAUGAAUAUCAGCAAGCAGAACCAGACCUCAGGAAACCCUUUUAAUACUUUGCUUGCAUUCAGAAGGAUGAUUUGAUAAUUAUUUUGAUCAUUUACCUCACUUGGGCUGUUAAAUCUUUCCUAGUCUAGACUCUGAAAUCCUUUCUGUUGUCUUGAGUUUCCUGUGGCAAGGUUCUAAUUUUGGUUAAACUGCCAGGAAAAUGCUCCCCAAACAUUUUCUGGGGGAUACCUGCUUCACAACACCCAGCUGCACCCCCCGCCCCCGACAGUGUGAAUCGCAGUGGCCAGGCUCUUCCUGCAGCGCCAAGUGAUGGACUGUGAUUUUUUUUUUUUUCUUUUCUUUUUUUUAAUGAAUCGGAUUUCGUUAUGAUUUGAGGGACACGUUUGCAAUGGGGAAACGUCCCCUCUAGAUGGCAGAAAUGACAGCAGGAAAGCACAAGGGGGCCCACGCUGCCGAGCGGCAAAACGCAAGAGGUGAAGGACACGGCGCUGGCUUCAGUCGGGGGUCUCCAGCCACCGCGUGGGACACAUACAGAGCUAUCACCAGAUGGAAAUGCCCAGCCACUGCCUGCUCAGCCCUCCUGCCAACGCCCUGGGAGCUGCGCCGCUGCUAUCCCCGAGCCCAGCCUCCAGCUGCCCCUCCAGGAGAGGACAGCAAGGUGACCACCACGUACCAGCUGCGGCUGCCUUACGCUGAGACACCAACCAGCACCACCAACACUGACAACAGGUAGGCCCCGUAAAACCACAGCUAAUAAACCUCACUAGGGCUAAUUGACCCUGGUGGGACCCAACCCAACCCAUGCCAGCACUCCUCGGUCAAGACAUUGCUUCUCCAGGGCUUCUUUUCUCUGGCUGUGCUGCUGCUUGAAAGCAAGUCAUGGGGAAGGCUGUGGCUGGUUGUGCUGCAGAGCUUUUCCCCCCUCAAACGUCUCCGGUUAUGCGGUGAAGACUUGCAGCCCAGGCGCACCUUUUUUUCCUGGCUGUGAAAGGAAAUUAAGAAAAAAAGGGAAAGAAAUCUUCGGCGUCCCGGGGAACAAUGGGUUUGCAGCGUUGGACUCGAGGAGCUCUCCUGUCUCAGGAAGCGUCCCCUGUGGAGGUCUCCACGUCACUGUCUCCCGCCUGGUGCAGCGGGAAGAGAGCUCGUCUGGAGGGGUUGGGAGGGCAGGAGAAGCAGCGGCUGGGGAGCUCUGCCCACGGCAGCAAGCAGGGACAGGGCGCUGCCUGUGCCUCUGCACACCCCGGCACGAAAGGAUGGGAUGUUUUUGCAAACGACUGAGCCCAACGCUUCUCCGUUCUAACUGAGUAGCCCUUAUGACCAACAUGAGCUGGAGCUUUCUAACCCGCCUGCUAGAAGAGAUUCACAAUCACUCCACCUUUGUGGGCAAGGUCUGGCUCACCGUGCUCAUCGUCUUCCGCAUUGUCUUGACAGCAGUUGGGGGAGAGUCCAUCUACUCCGAUGAGCAGAGCAAGUUCACCUGCAACACCAAGCAGCCCGGCUGCGACAACGUCUGUUACGAUGCCUUCGCACCGCUGUCACAUGUCAGGUUCUGGGUGUUCCAGAUCAUCAUGAUAUCCACCCCUUCGGUCAUGUACCUGGGCUAUGCCAUCCACAGGAUUGCUCGGUCAGCGGAGGAGGAGAAGAAGUUCAAGGGAUUCAAGAAGAAGAAGCAGUUUGCUUUGAACUGGCAGGCAGUGCGCAACAUGGAGGACCCGAUGGAGGCCGACGAAGAGGAGCCCAUGAUCUCUGAUGACGCAGCAGAACGUGAGAAAGCCAAAGCCAAGCCCAAGAGCAAAGAGCAACAAAAGCAUGAUGGGAGGAGGCGCAUCCAGCAAGAAGGACUGAUGAAAAUCUAUGUCUUCCAGCUACUUACCAGAGCUUCGUUUGAAGUUUGCUUUUUGAUAGGGCAGUAUUUACUCUACGGUUUUGAGGUAGAAGCUUAUUAUGUCUGCAACAGAGUCCCUUGCCCUCACACUGUGGACUGCUUUGUGUCCCGGCCAACAGAGAAGACCAUCUUCCUCCUGGUGAUGUACGUCGUGAGCUGCCUAUGCUUAUUGCUGAACAUGUGUGAGAUGUUUCACCUGGGGUUUGGGACCAUCCGAGAUGCUAUUCGCAACCGGAAAAUCAACAGCUUUAGGCAGCCCCCUUACAACUACGCCUACCCAAAGAACAUCUCCUGCCCUCCUGAGUACAACCUGGUAGUGAAAUCAGAGAAGUCCACCAAGAUCCCCAACAGUCUGAUGGCUCACGAGCAGAACUUGGCUAACGUUGCUCAGGAGCAGCAGUGCACCAGCCCAGACGAGAACCUCCCAACAGAUUUGUCCACCCUUCACAAACACUUGCGAGUGGCCCAGGAGCAGUUAGACAUAGCAUUUCAGAGCUACAGCAGCACCCAGGGCAACACACAACCCUCCCGAACCAGCAGUCCCGCCUCAGGAGGCACAGUGGUAGAGCAGAACAGGGCCAACACUGCCCAGGAGAAACAAGGUGCUAAACCCAAGGCCUGCUUGGAGAAAGGGAGCUCAAGCAGUAAAGAUGGAAAGACGUCUGUAUGGAUAUAACUUCGCCUAAAAGGAAAGAGGGCAGCAUAAGUGGGGUUUUUAUUUUGGUCUGUUUCUGGUUUUCAGUGUUAUCUUGCAUUCAUUUCACAGGGCACAGGCGCAAUUUUUAUGUGGAAGUCAGGAGAGAAAAUGAGUUUCAGAUCAAUUUAGUGCUGUCUUCCAGUCCAUUAACAAAAGACAUUGCUUUCCUGUUUCCAAUACAUUCUCCAGUUGGGAACCUCCAGUGAGCAACAGCAAACCCCCCGCAUCUCCCACCCCUUCAGUCACCACAAGAGCCCCCAACAGAGACUGGACAACAUGCUGCGAUGGGAAGCAGAGCUGCUGGUGGCUUAGGAGAGAAGUCAGGCUGACAGCAAGCAGCUCCCCUCCUGCAUGGCAAGGCUAGAGUGCUGUAGGUCAGGCAGUGCUUAAUUACUAAGUAUGCUUAAUCAAAAUUAAUUUCUGAUCCCUUGGUAAGAAAACUGACAUAUUGCAUGAACCUUCAUGACAUGCUUACAGGUGAUGUCCUGCCUGAAUCAUUAGAUGCUCUAGCAGGAAUGCCUGGAAAUGAAAGCAUCGUUUGAUGCUGCAAGCCCCGAGCUGGCACCCACAUCAGGUUACAGGGCAGAAACACAGCAGCUGUCUUACAUGGGGAGAUCUAAAAGCAUAGCACAGCGCUGAAGAUUUUUGUCUUUUCUUCCUCUGCUUCAAAACAAAAAGCAAAUAUGAUCAAAUGCUAGGCAGCAGGAACGAGGAGUGACAUUGUGUUGUACCAGUGCCUGUGUAGCACUUGCUACAGAUGGGAUGGGAAUCAGUGCAGUUACAGUGUUUUUAACAAACUGCUGCUUCGUGUCAUCAGAAAGUGCCUUUAUGCAACCAGGAAAACAAAAUCAUAAAGGGUUUCAACUUCUUUAUUUGUUGAAUAUUAGUAGAGUUUGGAAGAUCGGUGUUGGAAAAUUUGUUCUUCUGUUUCAUCAAACCCUUAUAAAUAGCAGCAGACGGCACAUCUAUGCCUAGUGUGUAUAUGAUGUGUGUGUGUACAUGUACGUAUAUAUAGACACAUAUGAACAUGUGUGUAUGAAUAUAGAGAGAUAUAUAUAAAUGUAAUAUCGAUCCUCUGGUAAUUUUACAGCUUUCCACCUCCCCUGGGGAAACCCGGCAACUACAGCUGACCUCAUCCUGGAGCAGUCUUUGGGCUUCCAGCCUCCAGCCUCACCUGGGGAACUGGCAGGUGUCACACACUUGCUCGGGGGGCUUAGCAGAUCUGGUUUCAGUGGGGACAGGACCAGAACAGUAGCAGGAAGUUUUUCACUAUUUUAUGGGGAGCUUUUUGAGCUCAGCUUUGUUUUAGGGUGAUUUUCAGACAGCUAGAGGAAUCUGGGGACAUGUUAAAACCAAGCUGCUUAGUUCCAAAGCUCCUGCUAGUGCUGAGGAUGUGCUUUGUCAGGGUGGUUACACCCUGUGUCUCUCAUACAGCUGCGGGGCUGUGGCUUUGUACCCCUCCAGUAACACAAAACAGAACGAAAUCCUUAUUACUGGGAGCACAGGGAGCAUCUCCUGAUGAACAGUAGAGGCUGAAACCAGUCACUGCCCCACUCUGACAUGUCUCAGAACAGGUCUCAUCCCCGAGAUGUUCCUAAGAUGCCUGUGCUUUGGCAGAUGCUCUCACAACUUCCCAAGAGUCCAUUAGUUGAUUCACCACCACGAAGGACCCAAAUAGGCAGAGCCUUCAAGAUCAAACCUAAGAUGAAAAAAGUAAAAUCCUCACUGAAAACAGCACCAUCUCUGCGCUGAGCUGUUCACUCAGGGCCAUGCCAGCCACUCAAAGUCACAUGCAGGUCCCUGUGUCAGUAUUUGUUAUCCAUGGGACCUAUGUGACUUCUUGCUGGGCAUCUUUCUCAUGUCCCCAGGGGGCUGGGCCCUUUGGUGAGUCUUGGGAACAGGCAGAGAACUUGAGUAUGGCCUUCAGCCCCUGGGAACCUCGACUGAGCUGUGCCAUGCCAUUAGAGAACAGUGUUGGCGGCAGUUUAAAAAGAAAGCAAAGAAACAUCCUACGAGGUAUUCAGGUGUAAAUAUUCAGUAUGGCUUUGCAUAACAGUUUGGAGAACACUGUUGGGCUUGUUCCUGGUCCUGCUGAAGGCAUUGGCAAAAUGCCUGGAGUGCUGCCUGCUCUCACCGCUACAGAUCUUCCCCUUGACAAAGGACAAUGGCAUCCAGGAGGAGCAUCAAUCCAUCCCACCACCACCCAUGGUGAGGAGUAACACACAUCUGUUGUGUGGAGGGAUGGCCUUUCCGCUGUGAAUUUUGAAUGAAAGCCUCAGAAAGUUCACACCACGGUGGCGAGGAGACAAACAUAUCCAGCUGCACCAUUGCCCCUUGUCCCACGGGCAGGAAUGUGCUCUCCUCCCAGGCUGGGCUGCACCAGGCAACACAGGAGGGGCUGAUUGCUGGCAGCGCUGCUACCACAAAGGUAAACGCACGCA